AUGCGUGCUCUUGUACUAGUAUUUGUUAUAAGUGCACUGACGCUGACAUGUUCAGCGAAGCAGUUCCCAGCGGGCUUCAAGUUCGGAGCGGCCACUGCGGCCUACCAGGUUGAGGGCGCUUGGAACGUGAGCGAUAAAACCCCAAGCAUAUGGGACAUAUACACGCACGAUAAGCCACAUAAAAUUCUGGAUGGUUCCAACGGAGACAUCGCCUGCGACUCCUACCACCUCUGGGAGACAGACAUACAGCUGGCUAAAGAUUUGGGACUGCAUUUUUAUAGAUUUUCCUUAUCAUGGACGCGUCUUCUGCCCAAUGGUUUUGCCAAUAAAAUAAGUGAAGAUGGUGUCCGAUACUACAACAAUCUGAUCGACGGUUUGUUAGCGAACGGCAUCGAACCCAUGGUCACGCUCUUCCACUGGGACUUACCACAGAACCUGCAGGAUCUAGGUGGCAUGACCAACCCUCUCGUAGCGGAAUGGUUUGGCGACUACUCCCGUGUGGCCUAUACCCUAUUUGGUGAUAGAGUCCAAACCUGGUCUACCUUCAACGAACCUGUAAUUAUUUGCGAUGCGGCUUAUGAGACUGGUGACCUGGCUCCAGGAAUAGUUAGCCCAGGGAUAGGCAAUUAUAUAUGCGCUAAAAACCUUAUGGUUGCCCAUGCGACGGCGUAUAGGAUUUACGAUGAGGAAUUCAGGGCGAAGUUUAAUGGUAAAGUGGGUAUAGUAAACAAUCACGUGUGGUACGCCCCAUAUUCUUCUGAACACGAAGACCUCACAUUCCUCGCAAGACAACUUGGCUUCUUAUACUCUCACCCCAUAUACUCUGAAUCGGGUGGGUGGCCGCCCAGCAUUGAGUCUUUCAUCGCAGAGAAGAGUGAGAAGGAAGGAUACGUUACAUCUCGACUGCCUGGCUUCACUUCUGAAGAAAUCGAAUUUAUUAAAGGUACCGCAGACUACUACGGCAUAAACUACUACACAUCUCGCCUAGUGCUUGCCGCUCGUGCGAACAGCACCCUCACAUGGCCGACCAACGGGCAAGUUGACUUACAAGUGGAACUUGUGCCAGAUGCGAGCUGGACAGCCGGUGUGGAGUGGUUGGUGAGCAAUCCCCCCGGUCUCCGCGCGCAGUUAAACCUGAUCAAGGAGCAGUUCGGAGACUGGGAGAUCAUCAUCACGGAGAACGGCUUCUCCACCGCCAGCGACGAGCUGGAUGACGUCACACGCACACAAUACUACAAGGACCAUUUGGAACAGGUGCUGCUAGCGAUCACAGAGGAUGAUGUGAACGUGACCGGCUACACCGCGUGGUCACUCAUUGACAACUUUGAAUGGAAUAGCGGUUAUACGUCUAGAUUCGGCAUAGUACGCGUGGACUUCUCGGACCCGCUUCGCUCGCGCACGCCGCGCGCUUCCGCUCACUACUACGCUGAUGUUAUCAAACAUCACUCACUUUAAACUUUAAAACAUACGUAUAAUAUUAUGGAAAA
Colias croceus (clouded yellow) is the source of this 1487-nucleotide messenger RNA. Its product is annotated as myrosinase 1-like. The record is from RefSeq and is a predicted model, not a curated record. Gene Ontology annotation, biological process: carbohydrate metabolic process. The coding region runs from base 1 to 1455 and encodes 484 amino acids. The transcript is spliced from 11 exons. Gene Ontology annotation, molecular function: beta-glucosidase activity. NCBI's taxonomy places the organism in Eukaryota, Metazoa, Arthropoda, Insecta, Lepidoptera, Pieridae.